UCAGACUUCACUCUGCGCUCUGGAAACUUCGCUGGUAGUUUAGUUAGGUCCGAGAGUUGCAGAAUACCCAACGUCCUCGAGUUGAAUGCCGAGAUAAAGCACAAGUUUUCGGUGUCUAACGUACGAAUAGACCUACCACAUAAGCAGCUAAGGUUUGCCGGAGUGACUAUACGGGCGCCGGGUGCAGGUUUGUUUGUGACGGAAGUCGCCCUUUUUAAAUGGGAGGCGGCAAAUACAGGAGGCGAAGCGGAUCGGUAACUGCCAGCUGAGUGUUUGGGAGCCGCCGUUAAGGUUAGAGUCCCAGGGGGACCCCGGAGCCGGAGGACCACAGGUGUACCGUAUGCAGACGGCAGCCUGACCGCCGACUGACCCAUGGCCUCGAAAUGCGAUCAGCUGCUCGUCGUGGUGUCUGUCCUCCAGGGCCGCCAGUUCCCAAAGAGCGCGCGCCAAGUCCUGGUGGUGCAGGCAAAGUUCGACGGCGAGCAGCUGGCCACCGACCCCGUGGAGCACAGAGAGCAGCCCCAGUUCUGCACUGAGCUGGCCUGGGAGCUGGACCGCAAAACCCUGCACCAGCACAGGCUUCAGCGCACCCCCAUCAAGCUGCAGUGCUUCGCCGUGGACACAGCGACGUCCGCGUGGGAGCCGCUGGGAUACGUCGUCCUCGACCUACGAUCCGCCCGGGAGACCACCCAGGCAAACGCCCCUAAGUGGUAUCCCUUACUCAGCACGAAGUACUCCAAGCUGAAGCCAGCCCUCCUACUCAGCCUCACCCUGGAGACUGACACCAAACAUACGCCUGAGCGCUUCAAGGCUAAAGAAGCCCCUCCCAGGCAAGGGUCCCCUCCGCGGUCUGGCCCGGCACCAGGCAAGCUGGAGCCGGUUCUGAAGGAGGACGAGGGCUAUCAUCAGAUCGGACCUGCCGACGGCAGUGGGGACCACUUUGUCCUGUCCGUCACCGUGGCCUUCGCCACCAGGCUGGAGCAGCUCGUUUCCAGCACGAUCAAGCUGUCCCAGGAAGCCUCCCACUACUUCUUCUACUACACCCUGCUGGGCAACGACAUCACCAGCGAGCCCUUUCUCGACCUGCUGAGCCCGAGCUUCGAGCCGGAGCGGGCCUCCGUCCGCGUGCGCAGCAGCGUGCCCGUCCUGCGGGCGUACCUGGAGCAGCAGCGCAGCCUGCAGAUCCACCUGUGCUGUGGGACCUGCUCCCUGGGCAGCGCGGAGGUCCCUCUCACUGGGCUGCUGAAGUCCGACGUGGACUUAGACAGGCAGCCCGCUACCAUAGAGGGGGCCUUCAUGCUGCUGCCCCCCAACAGAGCCAAGCAGCACCUGCCUCCCACGGCCCCGGACAUGCAGCCCACCGUCGGGGUGUCCGUUACGGUGUGGAAGGAGGGCGUCGACAUGCAGUUAGCAGGUCCCAGGAACGUAGAGCCACAUGCUGUUGUGAAAGGGGGGCCAGAGUCACUGCGCCCCCCUAACCCUCUUGCUGAACAGCAGUUCCUCAGUCCAGCCUUUCCCCCAAGGAGAUCGCCUGUGCUAGGUCGUGUCUCCCCCGCCCCUGGCCCGUCCCCCCCCCAGACUGAGAGUGAGGCCGAAAGCCUAUUAGAGGACUCGGCCCCAGCGUUACAACCAGUCUCCAGUCAGCCAGACGGCCCAGGCCCCUCAGCCAGCGUCUCGGCACCCAAGAUCAGCAUCCCGUCCUCAGCCCAUCACUACUGCUUCUCCAUUGACCUGCGGAGCAUUCGGGACUUGAAUGUGGGCUUUCAGGUCAACUGUGUCCUAAGAUAUACCUACCAGUUCUUUGGAAGUGCAGCCCCUAUCAUGACCAACCCCCCCAUGGAGAUCCAGAAGAACAUGGAGGUGUUCCUUCCCAAGUCCUACUGUGCCUUCGACUUUGCUGCGUUGCCUCUGCAGCUUCAGGAGACCUUUCUCAGGGUGCCUCUGGUGGUGGAGGUGUGGCACAGGGACCCAAAAACUCAGGAUGUGCUCCUGGGCACAGCCAGUGUCCAGCUGUCCCACCUGCUCUCGGCGGAGAAAACCCGCUUCGUGGGCCAGUCUGGCCAGCAGCACUGGAGGCAGACCUUCUCUCAGAGGAUCCCCGUCGUAAGAGCCAGAGGGCGCAGUGAUAAGGUAGCUGAGCUGAACUAUGUCACCACCCUGGAGGACCUGGGUUUGGUCAAAGUCCAAGACGUCAUCGUGUCGGAGUCCUCACAGAGUGCGAAUCGUGGGAUGAAGCAGGAGGUCCCCCCGAAACCACCCCCAGAUUCUGCGGGUGCCCCCACUGAGCCACGGGAGACCCUGGAGUACAAGGCAGCCAUGGAGCUGGAGGCAUGGAAGGAGAUGCAAGAGGACUUGUUUGAUAACCAGCUGAAGCAGAAGGAGCUGAAGCACAUGCGGGGGUUGGCGGAAGAGUGGAAGAGGCGAGACAGGGAGAGAGAGGCGCUGGUGAAAAAGAAGGAGAUGGAAUACAAUCUUCUGGAGGAGCAGCUUCAGAAAACCCUGGCUGACCUGGAGAAGAGGGAGAAGCAGCUGGCGCAUGGGGAGAUGGAGACGCAGCGGCUGCAGCGGGAGAUGCGGGCGGAGCAUGAGUUCAGCAUGCGCGAGCUGCAGGACGGCGGCCGCAGGCUGCGCGAGGACUGCCACCACCAGGUGGAGCUGGAGAGGUCGAAGGUCAGGCUGCUGGAGGAGGAGCGCUCCCGGCUGCAAGCUCGGGUCCAGGAGGCAGAGAACAAGUACAAGCAGCUUGAUAAGGAGUUCCAGCUCUAUCGGGAACAGCAGAACACGAGGCCCGAGAUCCGGCUGCAGUCCGAGAUGAACCUGCUCAGCCUGGAGAAGGCGGAACUUGAAAGGAAGCUGGAAUCCACCACGAAGUCCAAGCUGCACUACAAGCAACAGUGGGGGCGCGCCUUAAAAGAGCUCGCCCGCUUUAAACAGAGGGAACAGGAGACGGCGAUGAUUCGGCUAAAGAGGCAGGAGCAGGAGCUGGAGCAGAUGAGGCUCCGUUACCUGGCGGCCGAGGAGAAGGAGGCCGUGAAGACGGACAAGCAGCAGCUGGAGGACAUAAAGAAUGAGCUGAAUAGGUUAAAGCAGCAGGAGGGCAGGCGGAGCCCCAGACACGUGGAGCUGGAGCAGAUGGCGGCGGCCAGCGACGGCGUGGACGAGCACCUGAGCCGGCUCCUGGAGGAGAGGGACACGCUCCUACGCACAGGCGUGUACACGCACGAGGACCGCAUCAUCGCCGAGCUCACCCGGCAGAUCCAGGAGGCCAUGAGCCUGCGGGGGGGACGCUGACAGAGGACACACGUCACCUUCUGAGUCAUUUACACGUGUGGCCUCGGCAGUGUCCUUACCUGCUUUGAAGGCCACGGACUUGCUCAUGUUACAUGUGUACUUACGACCACCAGAUGGCGCCCUUACUCUGUGAAAAGUUUUCUGUUUGUUUCUGUAUUAAAACUGUCUGUCCUUUAGUUUGUAUCCAUUUUUGUACCUAAUAAAUUAUUUUGUGACAAAU
This is a messenger RNA of Brienomyrus brachyistius, 3511 nucleotides long. RefSeq names its product centrosomal protein of 120 kDa. The coding region runs from base 373 to 3291 and encodes 972 amino acids. The transcript has 20 exons. Gene Ontology annotation, biological process: positive regulation of centriole elongation; interkinetic nuclear migration; centrosome cycle. The record is from RefSeq and is a predicted model, not a curated record. Gene Ontology annotation, cellular component: centriole; centrosome. NCBI's taxonomy places the organism in Eukaryota, Metazoa, Chordata, Actinopteri, Osteoglossiformes, Mormyridae.